AUGUCCCGCAGGCUGGAGAAGAUGGAAGGACAAGUGGUAGGCCGGGUUGUCAGGCUCUUCCGCAACCGGCUCCGACUGCGAGCAGGAUCUUCCCAGGACAAUGGAGGAAACGCUGUGAAAGAAUCAGAAAGGGCCCAGGAGCACACCCUGCCUAAUUUUGCGGGAGGACCGCACUUUUUUGAAUACCUCCUUGUGGUUUCUCUCAAAAAAAAGCAUUCUGGGGAUGAUUAUGAGCCUACUAUCACCUACCAGUUCCCCAAGAGGGAGAACCUGCUGCGGGGCCAACAGGAGGAGGAGGAGCGGCUGCUCAGCGCCAUCCCCUUGUUCUGCUUCCCUGAUGGGAAUGAGUGGGCCCCUCUCACGGAGUAUCCCAGGGAAACGUUUUCCUUCGUUCUGACCAAUGUGGACGGGAGCAGGAAGAUUGGCUACUGCAGGCGCCUCCUGCCCGCCGGCCGUGGCCCGCGCCUCCCCAGGGUGUACUGCAUCCUCAGCUGCAUCGGCUGCUUCGGCUUGUUCUCCAAGAUCCUGGAUGAAGUGGAGAAGCGACACCAGAUUUCCAUGGCCGUCAUCUACCCGUUCAUGCAGGGGCUCCGGGAGGCCGCCUUCCCUGCUCCCGGGAAGACUGUCACCCUCAAGAGCUUCAUCCCCGACUCAGGCACUGAGUUCAUCUCCCUGACGCGGCCGCUGGACUCCCACCUAGAGCAUGUGGAUUUCAGCUCCCUGUUGCACUGCCUCAGUUUUGAGCAAAUCCUGCAGAUCUUCGCCUCCGCUGUGCUGGAGAGAAGGAUCAUCUUCCUGGCAGAAGGUCUCAGCACUCUGUCCCAGUGCAUCCAUGCCGCCGCCGCACUGCUCUACCCCUUCAGCUGGGCACACACCUACAUCCCUGUUGUUCCCGAGCGCCUGCUGGACACCGUCUGCUGCCCGACGCCCUUCAUGGUGGGCGUGCAGAUGCACUUUCAGCAGGUGGUCAUGGACAGCCCCAUGGAGGAGGUCCUGCUCGUCAAUCUGUGUGAAGGAACCUUCUUACUGUCGGUCGGUGACGAAAAAGAGAUUUUACCACCCAAACUUCAGGAGGACAUCUUAGCCUCUCUCGAUCAGGGGACCAAAGAGUUACAGACUUCAGAACAAAUCAACGAACACGUUUCAGGCCCUUUUGUACAGUUUUUUGUCAAGACUGUGGGCCACUAUACGUCCUAUAUCAAGCGGGAGGCAAAUGGACAAGGCCACUUCCAAGAACGGCUCUUCUGUAAGGCGCUGACCUCCAAGGCCAACCGCCGAUUCGUGAAGAAGUUCGUGAAAACACAGCUCUUCUCCCUCUUCAUCCAGGAAGCGGAGAAAAGCAAACACCCCCCUGCAGGCUAUUUCCAACGGAAAAUACUUGAAUAUGAGGAACAGAAGAAACACAAGAAGCCAAGGGAAAAAACUGUGAAAUAAGAACUGUGGUGAACAGCUGUGACUAGAACGAGGCCAGUUCCGGAUGUGGGGCUGUGCCUGCACGGCAGGGCCAGUGACGCUCUCCGCCCCAGUGUCCAGUCUCCUUCCAGGUCCUGGUAAGCAGGUCUUGCUUCAAGCUGAGGUUCAGGGCCCUUGAAAUUCACUUCCUCAGGACUUUGGAGGGCUCUGGCUCCCAGCUUACAGCACGGGGUUCAAAGCUGCAUUUCUGGGGCAGAGCUGACAGUGGAGAAGCAGUAGUACAGGUGUUGUAGAGGCUUGGUUAGAAGUUGCUGCAACCAACUGCGCUCUUUCAGAACCACUCGUACGAAACCCUCAAGCAGAGAAUGCAGUCUUGGCCCCUCUGUUCUGCUCAACAUGAAUAAAUGUUGACAUUUUUGUGGACAUGUAGGAAGAAAAAUAAAGAUGAAAAUUGUGCUA
Echinops telfairi (small Madagascar hedgehog) is the source of this 1872-nucleotide messenger RNA. RefSeq names its product DENN domain containing 2D (gene DENND2D). The record is from RefSeq and is a predicted model, not a curated record. The coding region runs from base 1 to 1434 and encodes 477 amino acids. The transcript is spliced from 12 exons. Lineage: Eukaryota; Metazoa; Chordata; Mammalia; Afrosoricida; Tenrecidae. Gene Ontology annotation, cellular component: nucleoplasm; cytosol.